Paramisgurnus dabryanus is the source of this 1182-nucleotide messenger RNA. It is a transcript of the gene gpd1a, whose product is annotated as glycerol-3-phosphate dehydrogenase 1a. Lineage: Eukaryota; Metazoa; Chordata; Actinopteri; Cypriniformes; Cobitidae. Gene Ontology annotation, biological process: carbohydrate metabolic process; glycerol-3-phosphate catabolic process. The record is from RefSeq and is a predicted model, not a curated record. Gene Ontology annotation, cellular component: cytosol. Gene Ontology annotation, molecular function: glycerol-3-phosphate dehydrogenase [NAD(P)+] activity; NAD binding; protein homodimerization activity.
CUGUGAAGGAACUAGCAGCUGGGGGCGUGGCCUCACUGAGCGCACUACUGCGCCGGGUUUGAUUGACAGAUCAGUGCGAUUGUAAGUCAGCAAGGAUUCACCGCAAUGUCAAGUCCAAAAAAGAUUUGUAUCGUCGGCUCCGGCAACUGGGGCUCUGCUAUUGCAAAGAUAGUUGGUUUUAAUGCAAAGAAAAACUCAAAGUUUGACUCCGCGGUUAACAUGUGGGUGUAUGAAGAGAUGGUAAACGGACGCAAACUUUCAGAGAUCAUCAACACAGAGCACGAGAACGUCAAGUACCUGCCCGGACACAAGCUUCCAGAAAAUGUGGUUGCGGUGGCAGAUCUGCUCGAGGCUGCCAAGAACGCUGACAUUCUGCUCUUUGUAAUUCCACAUCAGUUCAUUGGGCGUGUUUGUGAUACCAUGAAAGGCAAAAUCAAACAGGAUGCACUUGGAAUGUCAUUAAUCAAGGGGGUAGAUGAAGGACCAGAUGGACUGAAGCUCAUAUCAAACGUCAUUCACGAGAAGCUCGGCAUUAAAAUGAGCGUGCUGAUGGGAGCGAACAUCGCCAACGAGGUGGCCGACGGGAAAUUUUGUGAGACUACUAUCGGUUGCAGGGAUCAGGCUCAGGGGGCGGAGCUUAAAGAACUUAUGCAGUCGGAUCACUUCCGGGUCACAGUCGUACAGGAAGCAGAUGUGGUGGAGAUCUGUGGAGCCCUGAAGAACAUUGUGGCAGUAGGAGCCGGUUUCUGUGAUGGGUUGGGCUUUGGUGACAAUACAAAGGCGGCAGUGAUCAGACUGGGUCUAAUGGAGAUGAUCAAGUUCGCUCAGAUAUUUUGCACGGCUGGCACCGUCUCCCCUGCAACAUUCCUGGAGAGUUGUGGCAUUGCUGAUCUCAUCACUACGUGCUACGGAGGACGCAAUCGCAAAGUCGCAGAAGCCUUUGCCAAGACCGGCAAGUCUCUUGAGGAGCUUGAGAAGGAAAUGUUGAACGGUCAGAAACUUCAGGGUCCGGCCACUGCCACUGAAGUCCACACAAUACUUAAAAACAAAGGCCUGGUAGAAAAGUUUCCUCUGUUUACUGCAGUGUAUGAGAUCUGUUACGAGGGUCGGCCCGUCACAGAGUUCAUCCACUCCUUGCAGAAUCAUCCAGAACAUCAAUGAUAAACGGACAGUGUUGCAGUA